AUGGCAUCUUCCGUUCCCCAAGGACAGGCCAUUCGCCGCCGAAUCAUACACGCGGGCAUGGACUUCGGGACUGCGUACUCCUCAAUUUCCUAUGUCAUCCCCGAUUCUGAUGGCCACAUCGAUCCCGGCCGCUGUCGGCUCCUUUUCUCAAACGUCUACCUGUCGGAGGGAAAUAUGGUCCAAACCAGGAUUCCCAAGGGCGACUUCACUGAGGAUGACUACGACGGCGGGUGGAUAAAGUUGUUCAAGCUGUCACUUCUACACUCAGACGACUUGCCAAAGGGCAUCCGAGCUUCAAGGAUACUUGAUAUAUCCAACAAGGAACGUGAGGCACUGGAUCUCAGUGCCACCGAUGCCACGGCCAUAUAUUUCCAGGGUCUCUUGGGACAGUUUCUCCAUACACUUUCUUUGAUGCUUGGGCACCAAGAACUUGCGCAGCACGAUGUUGAAAUCACCGUGACAGUUCCCGGCAUAUGGCCUGUGGACGCCCGGAGGCGCUUGUACCAGGCCUUGCAGCCCGCCAUCACCGCCCAUGCAAAUGUUCGUCUUGCCAGAAACUUCGUGCCGGAGGGAGAGGCCACUGCCAUCGCUCUCCUCUCGGAACCAAGCAGAACAGGCAAUUUCUGGGGUCAAAGGUUUGAGAAAGGAGACACGGUUGUCAUUUGCGACUGCGGUGGUGGAACCACGGAUUCAGUCGCCUACAAAGUGACAUCUGCCCAGCCCCUCAUCGUGGAGGAGAUUUCGCCGGGCAGAUGUAUCUUUGCUGGGGGGGUUCUUGUCGAUGAAGCAUUCCUGCAAUUGGUCAAGAACAAGACCAAGGAAGCGACUCCGAUGAGAACAAGGAACAACCUCACUGACAACGACUAUCAAGAUUUCGUAGACGAAAUCUGGGAGAGAAUUAAAGAGAGACACUCGGUUGACGCGCCACGCAGGGAAGUCUCACUUCCUCGUAAAUUCCUUGGGAGUCGGGCCACUCGUCCCAAAAUGACCUUCAGCGCCGACGACAUCAAUUCGGUGUUUGAUCCAGUUGUCGGCAAGAUUCUGAACUUGCUAGAAUCAGAAAUAGCCAACGUCGGGAGAGCGACAGGUAAUGGCCCAAAACAUGUCGUCGUGGCUGGCGGGUUUGGUCGCAGCCGCUAUCUUCAACUGAAGAUAGCACAAAAGGUUGAGAGCCUGUCUCCAUCUACCCUUACCAAUUGGUAUACAGACCAGGACGGAUGGGCCUCGGUGUGUCGAGGCGCAGUACUGCAUGCUAUUCAGGCACAUGCGCUGUCAAUGGAGCCGGGUGUGCAGAUUGACGGUCGAGCCUCUGGCGAAAGCUAUGGCGUAGACCAUAGAACCGAUGGAUUCAUGUAUUGGCUCAUUCACCAGGGCGACGUCCUCUCCACCACGGGCCCAAACAGAAGAACUCUCCCUCCAGACGCACUGCGCCGUGACACGAAUGGUCGUCUCUUUGUCAACAUGUAUCGUCAAACGGAGCCGGGUGCAAGAGUUGAGCUUUUUGACUGUAUAGUCUUGACCGCCGUUGGUGAGCCACCGAGCAUGGCGUUCGAUUUUCGUUGGGUUGGCGGUGAGAUGAGUUUCAUGCUGGUGUAUGGAGAUAACAGUCAAGUCCCAUUCAUCCGUCAAAACUGUUACGAUUUUUGA
This is a messenger RNA of Fusarium fujikuroi IMI 58289, 1647 nucleotides long. RefSeq lists its product as uncharacterized. The record is from RefSeq and is a predicted model, not a curated record. NCBI's taxonomy places the organism in Eukaryota, Fungi, Ascomycota, Sordariomycetes, Hypocreales, Nectriaceae. The transcript has 8 exons. Bases 1 to 1647 code for a protein of 548 amino acids.